Molecule: messenger RNA, 920 nt
Organism: Corticium candelabrum
Lineage: Eukaryota; Metazoa; Porifera; Homoscleromorpha; Homosclerophorida; Plakinidae
Exons: 2
Coding region: 24-302 (92 amino acids)
Source: RefSeq, a predicted model, not a curated record
AUCAUCAUCUGAUAGAUAAGGUCAUGAAAGCUCAAGUCAAUAUUUUAUUGGAUAAAGAAUCUGGAAAGGAUUCAGUACCAUUACGUUCGUUGCAAGGAAAAGGUGCAGGCUCAUGGCUAAAUGCCAUUCCAUCAACCCAGAAUCUCGUAAUUUUACCUGGAAAUUUCCGCUUGGCGGCAUUCAUGAGGUUGGGGAUGGCGAUGCCCUUGCCUUUGUUGGCAGAUGAGUACGAAUGUGAAUGUGGAAAAAUGAUCGAUAGAGAAGGAUUGUCUCAGCCAGUUACAUGUACCGUACUACAUUGAGCCUAAAGAUCGCUACACCACUUCCAGUGGAAGGCCAGACAUCUAUGUUGCGGAAUCAUUCUGCAUGCCAGCAGCAGAAUUAGACAUUGCAUGCUCUAUCACAUCCAUUCAGCAAAGAUAUUCUAUCUAGAGCUGAUUAUAUUGAUGGUGCUGCUGCAUCCAGAAGAGAAAAGAUCAAACAUACAAAGUAUGACUCCCAACUGCUAGCAGGAGGGUAUGCACCAACAGCAAUCCCUUUGGUAUUUGAACAUUAUGGCAGAUGGGGUGAUGAGGCUCAACAGUUUUUAAAGACUCUUUCUUUCUCUCAUAUCUUAUGAUGAGGACGGUCAUCAGAAUGCAUCCAAUUUUACAACAUAUUGGAGACAACGUUUAUCAGUUCAGUUACAACAAUGUAACGCUAGAGUGAUUUCCUGGAAGACAUCCCGCUUACUGGAACAUACAAGGAAAGUGAAGAGAAUGAACAAUAUACACAAUUAUUAAUGAGCUUUACUGUACAGCCCUAUAUAGGGCUGGUUUCUGUAGAGUUUUAGUUUGGUAGAGAUUUUGUGCGAUUGGGACAGUAGAGUUGCUUAGUUGUGUUGAAUGUAGAUUUCAAUGUUGAAAUUAUAUGUAUUGGAC